ACGUGCUUCUUGCGUGUCAAUCUCAUCUGCAACCAAUCCAACAUCCGACCACCUUCAUUCAUUCUGGUCACCACCUCACCGGCGCGGUGAUUUUAUCCCAAUUUUCUAAUGUUUUCCCCUGUUGCCGUUUCCCCUUCUUCCUUAAAUACCCCCCUUUCAUUCCCGUUCUACCCCUUCUUUUCCCGUUCUGCACCUCCUCUUUCCAAGACCCGAGUUUUCCCUCGGUUUCCCAGGUCUACUGCCAUCCAAGCUUCCAUCUUUGAGCCUUUGUUCGUUGAGGAAUCGAAGGGAGGAAGGGGAGACGAGAUGACGAUCUCUUCUUCGGUGAGGAUUUCGGAUGGGAAACUUGUCGUGCAUGGCCGCACGAUUCUCGCCGGAGUCUCUGAUUGUGUUGUUUCUAGCUCUGCUGUUGUUUCUGGACCUGUUGAUGGUGUGUUCCUCGGCGCGCAUUUCGCUGAGGCUCGCUCUAGUCAUGUGGUUUCUCUUGGGACUCUCAGGGAUGUGAGGUUCAUGGCGAGCUUUAGGUUCAAGCUAUGGUGGAUGGCUCAGAGAAUGGGGGAUAGAGGGCGAGAUGUGCCUCUUGAGACCCAGUUUCUCUUGUUAGAAUCCAAGGAUGAGGAUGAGAUUGUGUAUUUGGUGUUCUUGCCCCUUGUUGAGGGUCAUUUCCGGGCUUGUUUGCAGGGUAAUGCCAUGGAUGAGCUUGAACUUUUCAUGGAGAGUGGUGAUGCUGGAACACUGUCCGUUGCGUGCUCCCAUGCUGUCUUUGUUGGUGCUGCUGUUUCUGAUCCUUUUGCAGCUAUCUCUGGUGCUGUCAACGCUGUUAAGAGUCAUCUCAAGACGUUCCGGCAGCGGCCUGAGAAGAGACUUCCCGGCAUUGUCGAUUAUUUUGGAUGGUGCACUUGGGAUGCAUUCUAUCAAGAAGUUACUCAGGAAGGUGUUGAGGCUGGUCUUCAAAGCUUAACUUCAGGUGGUGCACCGCCAAAAUUUGUGAUCAUUGAUGAUGGCUGGCAGUCUGUGGCAGGUGAUAAGGGAAAGGAUGGACUCCAAAGGCUCACUGGUAUAAGAGAGAAUAGCAAGUUUCGGAGCAAGGAAGAUCCAGUAUCAGGGAUCAAGAGUAUUGUUUCGAUAGCGAAGGAAAAGUAUGGGCUCAAGUAUGUAUAUGUUUGGCAUGCAAUCACUGGUUAUUGGGGAGGUGUUCGGCCUGGUGAGGGGAUGGAUGAGUAUGGAUCGAAAAUGCAGUACCCAAAGAUGUCCCCCAGAAUGGUGGAGAAUGAGCCAGGACUGGUUGAAGAUGUUUUGACAGUGCAGGGGCUUGGGUUGGUGAAUCCAAAGAGAGUUUACAAGUUCUAUAAUGAUUUGCAUAGUUACUUGGCAUUGGCUGGGGUUGAUGGUGUCAAGGUGGAUGUACAGUGUGUCUUGGAGACACUCGGGACUGGACUUGGUGGAAGGGUUGAGCUCACGAGGAAGUUCCAUCAAGCUCUUGAUGCUUCAGUGGCCAAGAAUUUCCCUGACAAUGGUUGCAUUGCUUGCAUGAGCCAUAACACUGAUGCUCUCUAUUGUUCAAAGCAAACAGAUGUAGUCAGAGCAUCAGAUGAUUUCUAUCCUAGAGACCCUGUGUCCCAUACAAUCCACAUUGCAUCGGUAGCUUAUAAUAGUGUCUUCCUAGGAGAGUUUAUGCUUCCAGAUUGGGAUAUGUUCCAUUCUCUUCAUCCUGCUGCAGAAUAUCAUGCUUCUGCAAGAGCAAUCAGCGGUGGACCUAUAUAUGUCAGUGAUGCUCCCGGGAAGCAUAACUUUGACUUGUUGAGGAAGUUGGUCUUGCCUGAUGGCUCCAUUCUUCGUGCCCGCUUGCCCGGUCGCCCUACUCAGGACUGUCUCUUUACUGACCCUGCCCGGGAUGGUGUUAGUUUGCUCAAGAUAUGGAACAUGAACAAGUACACUGGUGUUCUUGGCGUGUACAAUUGCCAAGGAGCCGCAUGGAGUGCCACAGAGAAGAAGAACGUGUUUCACCACACCGGCGAAGAUGCUCUCUCUUGUGCUAUCAAAGGAAACGAUGUCCAUCUCAUCUCAGAUGCUGCUCUAGAUGAUGAUUGGAAUGGUGACUGUGUCAUGUAUCAACACAGCGAAGGCGAAUUGGUUGUCCUUCCUCAAAAUGCAGCCAUGCCCAUGUCUUUGAAGGUCUUGAAGCAUGCAAUCUUCACUGUCGCACCCAUCAAGGUUUUGGCACCUGGAUAUAAAUUUGCGCCAUUGGGUCUGUUAGAUAUGUACAACGCAGGAGGAGCAAUUGAAGGUCUCUCGUACCAAGUUCUCGGUGGUGCUAAUAUAUCUGAACUCGACGGGACAGUUGUAAGUGAGUUCAAUGAAGCAUCUCCACAAAUGCCAGAGAAUAAGAGCUCAGAAGCUGUCGCUCUUGUUUGCAUGGAAGUGAAGGGAUGUGGGAGAUUUGGAGCUUACUCUUCGGCGAAGCCGACCAAGUGUUCAGUUGGCUUGGCAAGUGUUGAUUUCUCAUUUGAUUCUUCAUCUGGAUUGGUCUCUCUUCAAUUGGCAAACAUGCCGGAGGGUGAUUGGAAAAUUCACAAAGUGGUUAUCGAAUUGUAAGGUCAUUGUUGCCAUUGAUUUUGCUAUUGAUUCUUUGGAAGUAUUUAUACUUCCCAAUGUUCCCAUUGAAUUUGCUGGGAAGGUUUGCUUAUAUUUUUAGCAUUGAAAGGGAAAGGGUUUUUAUGUAGAUUUUGAUAAGUCGGAACUGUGCAUGGGUGAGAUCAUGAGUUCGACUUCUCAUUUUUGCAGAUGAAGUCGCAUGGUAUAAUUAAAAAGUUUGUGCAUUCUUUUUAGCACGCUGUUUGUCCAUAUUUAUAAAAAUAUUGCACUUGGUUCA
This is a messenger RNA of Dioscorea cayenensis subsp. rotundata (Guinea yam), 2872 nucleotides long. Its product is annotated as probable galactinol--sucrose galactosyltransferase 6. The record is from RefSeq and is a predicted model, not a curated record. The transcript is spliced from 6 exons. NCBI's taxonomy places the organism in Eukaryota, Viridiplantae, Streptophyta, Magnoliopsida, Dioscoreales, Dioscoreaceae. The coding region runs from base 109 to 2595 and encodes 828 amino acids.